Aspergillus oryzae RIB40 is the source of this 1401-nucleotide messenger RNA. Its product is annotated as MCT family MFS transporter. Lineage: Eukaryota; Fungi; Ascomycota; Eurotiomycetes; Eurotiales; Aspergillaceae. Gene Ontology annotation, biological process: transmembrane transport. The coding region runs from base 1 to 1401 and encodes 466 amino acids. Gene Ontology annotation, cellular component: fungal-type vacuole membrane. The transcript has 4 exons. Gene Ontology annotation, molecular function: transmembrane transporter activity. The record is from RefSeq and is a predicted model, not a curated record.
AUGCCGUCAAUUCCAGAGAUACAACACUCCGCCGAAAGCGUCGUUACCGAAAGUAUAGAACAAUCUCCAUCAACAACGCCUGUCUAUUCUUCAAGUGCCCAUUUGAACCCGGAAGACGCGAAGCAAGAACAUCCACAUAAGGAAAUCCAGCCGGGUCCACAAACAAUUCUUGAAGAUGAGUCUAGUCAAACCGGGGAUCCGGAGAAAUCAGGCGCGACUACCCAGUCUGUGCCAGCUAAAGCCCCAGAUGCACCCCCGGAUGGUGGCCUCAAGGCAUGGAUGGUAGUGCUCGGUGCCUUCUGUGGGUUGUUUGUCAGUUUUGGGUGGAUCAAUUGUAUUGGUGUCUUCCUGGACUACUAUAAAACCCAUCAGCUACAGGACUUGCCAACCAGCACAGUAACGUGGAUCACUUCGUUGGAGAUUUUCAUGAUGUUUUUCGGGGGUCCCAUCGUAGGAGUAUUCUUUGACAAUUUCGGUCCCCGCUGGGUUCUGAUAGCCGGCACAUUCUUCCACGUCUUCGGGCUGAUGAUGGUGUCCAUCUCGAAAGAAUACUACCAAUUCAUCCUCGCGCAAGGUGUCUGCAGCCCUAUCGGAACAAGUGCCAUCUUCCACGGCUGUCUCACCUCCGUGAGCACCUGGUUUCGGCGGCGUCGUGCCCUGGCUCUAGGCGUCACUACUUGCGGCUCAAGCGUCGGAGGAGUAAUCUUCCCUAUCAUGGUAGCUCGACUCAUCCCCAUAGUAGGAUUUGGCUGGACAAUGAGGAUCUGCGGAUUCCUCAGUCUAGGGCUCCUGGUUAUUGCCAACCUCACGGUACAAUCGCGACUCCAACAUCACCGGAAGCCAUUCCGACCAUUGGAUUUCGUUCGCCCACUCCGCGAGCUCCCUUUCGUGCUUACCACGGCCGGAACCUUUUUUGUAUACUGGGGCUUAUUCUUGCCGUUCGCUUUCAUCCCAACUCAAGCCGAGCGUAUCCUCGGCCGUCUCGUGCCGCCCUAUCUGGCAGAUCUUUUCGGCAGAUUCAACCUAAUGAUGUUAACCUCCCUGUUCUCGGUCAUUAUCGUUCUCGCUCUAUGGCUUCCAUCGCGAAGCAACGCUCCUGCCAUCGUGUUCACUUCUCUUUACGGUUUCAGCUCCGGUGCUGCUGUCUCCCUUGCGCCAGCGCUAGUCGCUCAGAUCUCGGAUCUGCGCGAGAUUGGAGUUCGUAGUGGAACGUAUUUCUGCAUUGUAUCUUUUGCCGCUUUGACAGGUAUGCCGAUUGCAGGUGCUCUGUUGCCUGAUCCCUUACAUGGGUCGUACUUGAAGUUGGAGAUUUUCUGUGGUGUGGUGAUGUUCGGUGGAGUUGUGUUUUAUAUCCUGGCCAAGGGAAGAAUUAGCGGUUGGGGGCUUAUGCAUAAAGUCUAA